AUGGCAGACGCCAGAGGAGCUCGGUUGUUGGCAGACCUAGAUAACGCGUUCAAGAGAGACCCCGACAUAGAUGAAUAUGAUAUGCUGCCAGUGCUAGAGCCAAAACACAACAAGUCUCCGUUCAUUCUACAAGAUCAUAAACUUGGAGUGGAAGCAUGGGCUGUGAAAAUUCUUGUCAAAUAUGCAUCACAAAGACUCAAGGGCUGGCGGAGUCGCCAGGCGGGAGAACAGUUUACAGAUCCUCUUGAGGUGAGCCAUCUCAGCAGAGCAAUGUUACUGUUUAACCCCGAAGUUUAUACAGCAUGGAAUAUCAGGAAGGAAUUAGUAGAAAGUGGAUAUCUGAGCGUUACGGAGGAUUUGUCUUUCGGUGCACUCAUUCUGUCCAGGCAUCCAAACAGUUCAGAAACAUUUGUUCACAGGCGCUGGUUGUUCCGCCAGCUCCUGGACACCUGCUUGUCAUCCAACUCUGCCAACAACUCACCGUGUACGGCCACACCAGCAGUCAACAAUGGGCACUUGGUCAGCAUGGGCAUCAAUGGUGUGCAUGCCAGUGUAGCCCCUAGUCUCUGUGACAACGGAACCUUGGCUCUAGAACCCAGUAGACUCCUGUCUCAUGCCCAUAGAGAGCUGAGGCUGUGCAGCCAGACAGCGGAGAAGUACCCCUGCAACUACCACUCCUGGUCUCACAGGGUCUGGCUCAUGCAGCAGUGUUUCAGCUCUUCACUGGAGGUGCUGGUGUCAGAGUUGAAGGCCACCGAGUCGUGGGUAUGCCAGCACAUUUCGGAUCACAGUGGCUUUCAUUACCGCCAGUUCCUGCUGACAGAAUUACACCAGAGACGUGCCAAACUGGCCAUGACCUGUUUGCUGAAUUCCACAGAGUUGUUGAUGUUUGAGAUGUCAUUGGUUUGUGACCUCUUACAUUCAUUUCCGGGUCAUGAAACACUCUGGUAUCACAGGCGAUUUCUCUUCCAGGCCUUGUUGAAAUCUGAUUGGCUGGGGUCAAAGCUGCAGAAACACUCAUCCAACGGGCAUGUCGAACAUGCACAAACCAAGGACCCGGAUGCUCUCAAGUCUUUCUAUGUCUCACAGGAAAUUGAAAAUGUGACAAAGAAAGAGCUUUGUAACUCUGAUGGCUAUCAACAAGUACUUGCACAGAAAUAUGUACACUGGCUGCAGACACUUUAA
Candidula unifasciata is the source of this 1185-nucleotide messenger RNA. The record is from the annotation of a GenBank genome assembly. Lineage: Eukaryota; Metazoa; Mollusca; Gastropoda; Stylommatophora; Geomitridae.